Messenger RNA from Bursaphelenchus xylophilus (pine wood nematode), 1297 nucleotides. The record is from the annotation of a GenBank genome assembly. NCBI's taxonomy places the organism in Eukaryota, Metazoa, Nematoda, Chromadorea, Rhabditida, Aphelenchoididae.
AUGACUGACGUCAAGGAGAACCAGGUUCCCGUCGACGUGCAGAUGAAGAACGUUGAGGAGACCGAGAAAAAUGUGGAUGAAUUGAAUUAUCUCAACCAAAUCAGAGAGAUCUUGAUGAAAGGAGAUGAAAAAGGCGAUAGGACUGGUACUGGGACGAUUUCUUACUUUGGAAUGCAAGCAAGGUACUCACUGAGGAACGGUAAGUCCUUUUCAAGUUUUUGUUUGUGAUUUAGGAACUUUUUGAUGUUACACUAGAAGUAAAAUCGGAAAAUGCACAAGAUCGCUUAUGAACAUGGUGUAGUGGUGUUGUAGGUACGAUGCCUCUUCUGACAACCAAAAGAGUGGCAUGGAAAGCAAUUGUUGAAGAACUUUUGUGGUUUAUCAGAGGUGAAACCAAUUCCAAGACCUUAUCGGCCAAAGGAGUAAAGAUCUGGGAUGCUAAUGGAUCCCGAGAGUUUUUGGAUCAAUAUGGCUUCAAACAUCGGGAGGAAGGAGAUUUGGGACCAAUUUAUGGGUUUCAGGUAAGUCUUUUCUGACUUUUUUAUGAGUCAUUCCUUACCCUCAUCUAGGUAUCAAGCAUAACAUUCGCUUUUAGUGGCGUCAUUUUGGAGCUGAAUACGAAGGGCCUAAUGCGGACUAUACUGGAAAGGGCGUAGAUCAACUGGCCGAGCUUAUUCAGCAGAUCAAAACCACUCCCGACUCAAGGCGACUGAUUCUUUGCGCUUGGAAUGUGAAAGGUACGGUAAUUUAUGUUUCGAUAAAAGGUCUUUUUCGUGACACUACUGACCUAACGGUACUUUUAGACGUUCCUCAGAUGGCGUUACCACCAUGUCACACACUUUGCCAAUUCUAUGUUCAAAAUGGUCGACUUUCUUGCCAAUUAUAUCAACGUUCCGGUGAUAUGGGACUGGGUGUUCCUUUUAAUAUCGCCAGUUAUUCUUUGUUGACCCACAUGAUUGCCCAUGUUUGUGGACUCGAAGCUGGCGAAUUCGUGCACACUUUGGGCGAUGCUCACAUCUACAGUAAUCAUGUUGAAGCCUUGAAGGAACAGGUUAGUUUUGGGAUGACAUUUAAGGUUUAUCGAUAAAAUCUGACGUUUUUGUUGGGUUUUGCCAGAGUUUUUGUUGGUGUAAAUGAUAACUUUUUUUGUACAUUCCAGCUCAAACGCGAGCCGCGGCCAUUCCCAAAGAUCAGAUUUGUCGGAGAUAUCAAGUCCAUUGAUGAUUUCACUUUCGACUCCAUCCAACUUGACGCUUAUAACCCGUAUCCGCCAAUCAAAAUGGCCAUGGCGGUAUAA